CUACUUCAUGCUUUUCUGGUGUAAUUUCCAAUAGAGGGGGCGAAGCUAUCGCGCGAACUCGGGUACCUGUCAGGUUCUCCACACCCCUCGUCGUGGCUGAAGCCGCUCCACUCCGAACCCUAGGGUUCAAUUUUUGCUUUUUGUGAUCCCGCACUUUGUCGUCCUACCCUGCUCUCCCAUCCGACAUGACUUCCAAGUGCCCCGAGUUCAAAUUCGUCACAGAAGGAUGCCUCCAGGAAUGGAAGGCCUCGAACAGCAAUUUCAAGCUCCCGGAACCGGUCUCUAUGAUCAGGUUCCUCUACGAGCUCUGCUGGGCUAUGAUUCGCGGAGAAUUACCCUUGCAAAAGUGUAAAUUGGCGCUGGACUCGGCUACGUUCUCAGAUGGAAAGAAGGAAGAGAUAGGUUCCAUGCUGGUUGAUAUCAUUGCUCACUUGGGGCAAGAUCUCACAAUGCCUGUAGAGUACCGCAGCCGCCUUACAAAAAUGGCAAAAUGGUUUGCUGAAUCUUCAUUGGUUCCAUCUAGGCUCUUACAAGAGCGUUGUGAGGAAGAAUUUUUAUGGGAAUCUGAACUGUCUAAAUUAAAAGCUAAUGAGUUGAAGUCUAAAGAGGUCAGAAUAAACACGCGCCUUUUGUAUCAACAAACAAAAUUUAACCUCCUUAGGGAAGAAAGCGAGGGCUAUUCCAAGCUGGUUACUCUUCUUUGUCAAAAUGGUGUAGAUGCUGCUAACCAGACUACAUCAUUUGGUAUAAUCAGCAUAAUUAAGUCUUUGAUUGGACACUUUGAUUUGGAUCCAAAUCGUGUCUUUGACAUUGUCUUGGAGUGUUUUGAACUCUACCAUGACAACAACAUAUUUUAUAGUCUCAUUCCUAUCUUUCCUAAGUCACACGCUGCCCAAAUAUUGGGUUUUAAGUUUCAGUACUAUCAAAGAAUCGAAGUUAGCUCUCCAGUUCCUUCUGGGCUUUAUCGUCUUGCUGCGUUGUUGGUAAAAUCAGACUUUAUUGAUCUUGAUAGUAUAUGUGCCCACUUACUUCCGAAGGAUGAGGAGGCAUUUGAGCAUUAUGAUGCACUCAUCGCAAAGCGGUUUGAAGAAGCAAACAAAAUUGGUAAAAUAAAUUUAGCUGCUACUGGAAAAGAUCUCAUGGAAGAUGAGAAGCAAGAUGUUACAGUCGAUUUGUUUACCGCACUGGACAUGGAGAGUGAAGCUGUUAUGGAGCAUGCUGCUGAGGUCGAAAAUAACCAGAGUUUUGGUCUUCUCAUUGGUUUUCUUUCAAUAGAUGACUGGUAUCAUGCUCAAGUUCUCUUUGAUCGGCUAUCCCAUCUGAACCCCGUUGCACAUAUUCUUGUCUGUGAGGGCUUAUUUAGGGCUAUAGAGAAGAGCAUCGCCUCCUCUUAUGAUAUUGUUUGUCAUAAACGUCUCCAAAACAUUGGCAACUCCUUUACCACUUGUUCAGAUACCACAGAGUCGGUAAUUACAUCAUCAAUUCCAGUUCCUCAGGUUGAUCUUUCGAGGGAUCUUUUUCAAAUGCUUGCUGCUGCUGGUCCUUACCUACAUCGUGAUACCAUUCUUUUGCAGAAGGUUUGUCGAGUUUUAAGAGCAUACUACCUUUCGGCUCAGGAAUCUGCUAGUGUUGCUGGAAACCUACUUUCUCAUGUUACUGGGGACGUAACUAGAAAACAUCCUGGCUUUCAAGCCAAGGAAGCCAGGUUGAGGGUUGAGGAGGCUCUAGGAGCUUGCUUGCUCCCAUCGUUGCAGUUAAUACCUGCAAAUCCAGCAGUGGGGCAGGGAAUAUGGGAAGUUCUUUCCCUACUUCCAUAUGAGGCCCGUUAUCGUCUGUAUGGUGAAUGGGAGAAGGACGAUGAAUGCAUUCCUAUGGUCCUUGCUGCAAGGCAGAUUGCAAAGUUGGACACUCGUAGAUUAUUGAAACGACUUGCCAAGGAAAACUUAAAGCAACUUGGUCGUAUGGUGGCCAAGCUUGCUCAUGCUAAUCCAAUGACUGUUUUACGAACCAUUGUUCACCAGAUUGAGGCAUACAAGGAUAUGAUAACACCUGUUGUAGAUGCUUUCAAAUAUUUAACACAGUUAGAGUAUGAUAUUCUAGAAUAUGUUGUAAUUGAACGAUUGGCACAAGGUGGGCGUGAGAAGCUAAAAGAUGAUGGGCUUAAUUUAUCAGACUGGCUUCAGUCUCUUGCAUCUUUUUGGGGUCACUUGUGCAAGAAGUACCCCUCAAUGGAGUUGAGAGCAUUUCUUCUUUUCUUCUACUUGCCGGACAGUUGUUCUCCAAAUGAGGAACAAGGUCUUUCAGAUUUGAAAGGCUCAGUUGGCAUGGUGAUAGUAUGCUUCAGCCAAAUGAGGCCUUCUAGUAUGCGCUCAAAUAGGCAUGCCGUGAAAAGUAGUGGCGACAACCAUGAUAGUGAAAGUAAAAAUUUGCAGGCCACAAAAUUGGAUGGUGAUAUAAUCAUCUCUAGUAUUGCCAAUGGCACGAGCAUCUCUAGUAUUUGUAAGAUCGUUGGUGAGCUGGAUGUUGGCUCCACAUUUAAGUUGUUCAGUGAAAGAUUAUUUUUCUUUAUGUUUUAUUUUCUCCUAAUGCAGGCACUAAGCAAAUCUACUAUGAGGCUGAGAGACUCGUUGCUUCCAAAGGAAGAACCUAAGUUGGCUAUACCUCUUUUAUUACUUAUAGCACAACACCGCUCCAUGGUUGUAAUACACGCUGAUGCUCCCUACAUUAAAAUGGUUAGCGAGCAAUUUGACCGUUGUCAUGGAACACUUCUUCAGUAUGUGGAAUUUCUCUUAAGUGCUGUUACUCCAACUUCAUCAUAUGCUCAGCUAAUCCCCUCACUGAAUGAUCUUGUUCACCAAUACCACCUCGAACCAGAGGUGGCUUUUCUAAUAUACCGACCGGUACUGAGGCUCUUCAAAUGCAACAGUCCUGAAGUCUUUUGGCCCCUAGAUGCGAUGGAAGAAACUCUUGUGACAAUUGAAGGAAAUGAUGUUGAACAAUCUUCUAGUAACAUUGUUUUGGAUCUGGGUACUUCCAAAAAUCUAAUCACGUGGGUAGAUCUCUUGGAAGGAGUUAGAUCAAUGCUACCUGUUAAAGCUUGGAAUAGCCUCUCUCCUGACCUCUACGCCACAUUUUGGGGGCUUACUCUUUAUGAUCUUUAUGUUCCAAGAAAUCGAUAUGAAGCAGAAAUUGCGAAGCAACAUGCUGCUAUUAAAGCAUUAGAAGAGCUCUCUGAUAAUUCAAGCAUGGCUAUUACAAAACGUAAGAAAGAUAAGGAACGAAUCCAAGAAUUACUUGAUAGACUUGCCAGUGAGCUUCAGAAGCAUGAACAACAUGUUGCAUCUGUGCACCAUAGGCUUAGACGGGAGAAGGACAAGUGGUUGAGUUCCUGCCCUGACACAUUAAAAAUUAAUAUGGAAUUUCUUCAGCGAUGUAUUUUUCCACGCUGCAUCUUCAGCAUGCCUGAUGCUGUGUAUUGUGCUAAAUUUGUGCACAUGCUACAUUCUCUUGGAACACCAUUCUUCAACACGGUCAAUCAUAUUGAUGUUCUCAUUUGUAAGACAUUACAGCCCAUGAUCUUCUGCUGCACCGAGUAUGAAGCUGGCAGAUUGGGAAGAUUCUUAUAUGAGACACUUAAAAUGGCAUACUAUUGGAAGAGUGAUGAAUCUAUUUAUGAACGUGAAUGUGGAAACAUGCCUGGGUUUGCUGUUUAUUACAGAUAUCCCAAUAGUCAGCGUGUGGCCUACGGCCAAUUUGUUCGAGUGCAUUGGAAAUGGAGCGGAAGGAUGACCAGGUUACUGGCACAAUGUUUAGAGUCCACUGAGUACAUGGAAAUUCGCAACGCCCUUAUUAUCUUGACAAAAAUCUCUACUGUAUUUCCUGUGACAAGGAAAAGUGGUGUCAAUCUUGAAAAACGGGUGGUUAAAAUUAAGGGUGAUGAAAGGGAGGACCUCAAGGUGUUGGCUACUGGUGUAGCUGCAGCUUUGGCAGCUCGUAAGAGCUCAUGGGUUUCUGAAGAAGAAUUUGGAAUGGGAUAUCUUGAUCUGAAGCCUGCGGCAUCACCAGCUAAGCCUCUGACCAUCAACCUGGGUAGCCUACCUAAUGGUUCUACUCCCAGCGUAUCUCAAAAUCAAAAUGAGAUGAUUGGUUCAAGGAAUUCCUCGGCUGUUAAUCUACCUGUAGAUCAUACAGGUAGAGAGCAGAUGAUCUCUGCUAGAUCAGCAGAGGGCAGAUCAGAACGUCCUGAAAAUUCAGCCCCCAUGAAGUCUGAUUUGGCACAACAAAGAUCAAGGGUUAUCUCCUCAACUAAUGGGUUACCUAGUCAGUCUACUUUAUCUUCGUCCCAUCAGUCAAUCAUGAGUUCUAAGGCCCCCGGUAAUUUCAAAAACACAGAAGAGCUUAAUAGAGUAUUGGCAAUCGAACCUGAGUCAAAAUCUCAGUUCAAACGAUCUGCACAGAGCUCGGUUGGGAAGCAAACAAAACAGGAGGUUGCUAAGGAAGAUGCUAAAUCAGGAAAAUCAAUUGGUAGAGCAGCAAAUCAGGCUUCUGCUAGUUCUGACAGAGAUUCAGCUCAUCCUUCUGAGGGUAGGCAGAGUGGAAUUGCUAUCACUGCUGCUGCUAACAACGGUAACUCAAUUCAGCCAUCAGGGAAGGUACCAGCUUCUGCUUCAAGAACUGACUUACAUGGUAGCCUGCUAAGGACGGAAACUGGGGCAUCUAAACCAUCGGAUAAUAAUACAGAAAUUUCUGAAAAUUCAAAAAGCGUCUCUGUAAGGGCUUUACAUGCUCCUCUCCCUGAUGACUCUUCAAGUAAACAACAGAAAAGAACAAUUACAGUUGAAGAACAAGAUAGGAUUAGUAAGCGUAGGAAGGGUGAUUCUGAAGGAAAAGAUGACUAUGUUUUUGAUGCUCGAUUGCUCGAUAAAGCUCAUCUGUUAGAUCAUGAAAGGAUUAAUACUGAUGAACAAUACCAAAACAGAUCUACAGAAAAGCUGUUGGAAAAACUGAAAGAUAAGGGCUCGGAAAGAUUGGACAAAGAGCAUAAGGAGAGGCCGGACAGAUCUGAUGUGAACCGUGGUGAGGACAUUCAUGAUAAAUCACGGGAUAGGUCAAUGGAAAGACAUAGUAGAGAGCGUUCCAGUGAAAGAAUGCAAGAGAGAGUGGCAGAUAGGUGUCUUGAUAAACCUUUAGAUAAAACAAAGGAUGACAAGGGUAAACCUCGACACACUGAUGUCUCUGCUGAUAAAUCUGAUGAGAGAUUUCAUGGACAAAGUUUGCCGCCUCCACCCCCACUCCCUCUCAGUUUUGUUCCUCAAUCUGUUGGAGGCAAUAGGAGAGAUGAGGAGGCAGAUAGAAAGAGUGGUACAAGCAGACACAUUCAAAGGCUGUCUCCUAUGCACGAUGAUAAAGAUAGGAGGCAUUCUGAGGAGAAUGUUUCUCAGGAUGAUGUGAAACGUAGACGAGAAGAUGAUUUUCGAGAGAGAAAACGUGAAGAGCGAGAUGUUAUUUCUCUUAAGGUGGAUGAAAGGGAUCGAGAGAAAGGGAAUCCUUUGAAGGAUGAUGUGGACCCGACAGCAGCAAAGCGACGGAAACUUAAAAGGGACCAUAUAUCUGAAUCAAGCGGGGAUUAUUCAACGGUCAUGUCAUCACCUUCCUCUUUGGCAUUGGGAAUUCCUCAAUCAUUUGAUGCAAGGGAGAGAAAUGAUAGAAAAGGAGGAUUGAUACAGCAUCGAGCUGCCUAUGCUGAGGAGCCACUACCUAGGUUGCAUGGGAAGGAAGCUGCAGGCAAGACUACUCGACGAGAUGUUGAUCAACUUCUUGAGAGAGAAUGGGAGGAAGAGAAGCGACAGAGAACUGAAGCAAAGAGAAAGCAUCGCAAGUAGGCUUCAGAUUUGUUGUGCUAGUCUGCUGGCUCCAAGUGGCGUGAGUGAAAUCUCUCUAUUUAUGCUGCUGCUGCUUCUCAUUUUAUAUGAUCAGUUCUGCAGCUUCGGUCUUAGCUUUCGAGCCUUCAGAGUCUAUACUGCAAAAACGUGAUGGUGGCUGUGAUAUUGUUAAACAAGUUUCCUUUGUUCAAUAAUGAAUCAUAAUUAAUGGAGAUGAAAUCAAAGGCUCGCAUUUUUUUUGAAGCAGAUUCAAAAUCUUUCAGAGGAAAAAGAGAUUUACAAAUGAUUGAAUGGCAUAGAAAGCUGAACGUUUCAGAUGAAUUCGUUCUUCUAAGAUCAUGUAUAAAAUUAAUUUGGAUCCUUGCUGUUCAAGUUAGUUUCAAUGUCUAUGCAGAGGUGGCCUGUAGCAGGGUGUUCAACGUUAUUUUUCCCAUAUAUCACCAGUCAUUGAUCCUUCGUUACCUCUGCUUUGGAUAUUUAAAUGGCAUAAAACUAUGUUUGUACAUGAUUUGAUUUUUCCUGGAGACGUCUAACAUCUAUAGAACCUACUAGAACAUGUUUUUUUUUUUCCUAUUUAAUUUUGUGAUCAGGAUGACUUUUUUGUCCA
Dendrobium catenatum is the source of this 6489-nucleotide messenger RNA. Its product is annotated as THO complex subunit 2. Bases 186 to 5882 code for a protein of 1898 amino acids. The record is from RefSeq and is a predicted model, not a curated record. NCBI's taxonomy places the organism in Eukaryota, Viridiplantae, Streptophyta, Magnoliopsida, Asparagales, Orchidaceae. Gene Ontology annotation, molecular function: mRNA binding. Gene Ontology annotation, cellular component: THO complex part of transcription export complex. The transcript is spliced from 33 exons. Gene Ontology annotation, biological process: mRNA export from nucleus; mRNA processing.